This is a messenger RNA of Lasiosphaeria miniovina, 1500 nucleotides long. Its product is annotated as carbonic anhydrase. Gene Ontology annotation, molecular function: carbonate dehydratase activity; zinc ion binding. Gene Ontology annotation, cellular component: cytoplasm. The transcript has a single exon. The record is from RefSeq and is a predicted model, not a curated record. Bases 88 to 1053 code for a protein of 321 amino acids. NCBI's taxonomy places the organism in Eukaryota, Fungi, Ascomycota, Sordariomycetes, Sordariales, Lasiosphaeriaceae. Gene Ontology annotation, biological process: carbon utilization; cellular response to carbon dioxide; cellular response to oxidative stress.
AGCUCGACGCUUAGCGAGACCGGACCGGGCCUGCAGCAUGCGCUGAAAUCUUUGACAUCACUCCAGGCAAGGGAAAGAGCAGCCACCAUGCUUAGUUCACGUGUCGGGCGCUCUUUCCUACAUUCGGGCAGGGAGAGAGCGGGACUGCUAAUUUCCUCGCGCACCGCACUCACUCUGGACACAAACUCGACCUGCAGCAUUCCCCGUGGCAACUUCCUCGCGUCGAAAACCACAACAAGCUUGUCAUUUCAAUCUCCAUCUCCAUCUCGGCGCCAAGCAAGCUCGGACUCCAGCUCGCACUCAUCUCCACCGCCUCCCCCCUCAGACAACGACAGUAGCAGCAGCACCAGCACCAGCGGGCGUAUCCGCAAUUGGCGCGGCAUGGCGCAGGAGGACAUCUCGCGCUACCUGCGACAGACGCACGACCGCGUCUUCGAGCACAACCGUUCGUGGGCGGCCGAGCAGGCGCGCAAGGACCCGGACUUCUUCUCCAAGAUCUCGGCCGGGCAGAACCCCGAGUACCUGUGGAUCGGGUGCAGCGACUCGCGCAUCCCGGCGGAGCAGAUCACGGGCUUGGAGCCGGGCGAUGCCUUUGUGCACCGCAACAUCGCCAACCUGGUGUGCAACACGGACCUCAACGCCAUGAGCGUCAUCACGUACGCCGUGCAGCACCUGCAGGUUAAGCACAUCGUCGUGUGCGGCCACUACGGCUGCGGCGGCGUCAAGGCCGCCAUGACCGCCACCGACAUGGGCCUGCUCAACCCGUGGCUGCGCAACAUCCGCGACGUCUACCGCCUGUACGAGCGCGAGCUCGACGCCAUCCCCGACGAGGCCGCGCGCUACGACCGCCUCGUCGAGCUCAACGUCAUCGAGCAAUGCCGCAACGUCAUCAAGACGGCCGCCGUCCAGCAGUCGUACGCAAAGAACCACUUCCCCAUCGUCCACGGCUGGGUCUUUGGCCUCAACGACGGCCUGCUCAAGGACCUCGAGAUCGACUUCCCCCAGAUCCUGCGCGACAUUCAGAAGAUCUACAACCUCACUGACAGCAAGUAGACUUUUGGUCUCCAGCGGCGCUAGGCUGAUGGGUGAUUCCUCUGGCCUGUAUAGUUUUGGUAUCUACUUCUGUGCUGGGGAACUGUUUUGUCCAACGACAGAGAUCGGCUUUCACUCGGCAUCUUCCAGGUUAUCGGGGCUAGAUUGGAUAGAGUAAGUAGACUAUUUCUAGACAUGAAUUUUGAGAAUGACAUUAUUCUCAUAUUAUACACGACUAUUCUCCGUAUACGUGAUGAAAUCCAUCACAUGCAUAAUUAGAGACGGCGAUUUUGAGUCUUGGUCGAUAAUCCCAAAUCCAAUAGUGUGAUAACAGGUUUCUCGCCACGGAUAAGCUUUCUGUAUCGUGGAAGGCAGACAAGCCUAGUAUAUCUGCUGGAAAUUAUUACGCAGUGCCCCCUUCGUUAAGGCUCGCCUACUAGCUCCUUCGACUGGAUAGUCGAAUCAUCC